This is a messenger RNA of Tetrapisispora phaffii CBS 4417, 561 nucleotides long. Its product is annotated as gluconokinase. The transcript has a single exon. Gene Ontology annotation, cellular component: cytoplasm. Lineage: Eukaryota; Fungi; Ascomycota; Saccharomycetes; Saccharomycetales; Saccharomycetaceae. Bases 1 to 561 code for a protein of 186 amino acids. The record is from RefSeq and is a predicted model, not a curated record. Gene Ontology annotation, molecular function: gluconokinase activity.
AUGGUCUCACAAGUUAUCGUCCUGGGAGGUACUGCUGGUACUGGUAAAACCUCGAUCGCAGAAGUUUUAGUCGAUGAUAUGAAGAAGAGGAAAGAGUACGAAGGUGUUGAGUAUAUUGAAGGCGAUUCCUUACACCCACAAGCUAACAUUGAAAAAAUGGCUCAUGGCCAUCCAUUGACUGAUGAGGAUAGAUGGGAUUGGUUAAAGAAGGUUUCCUUGACUAGUUCUGAAAGUGCAAGUAAACAUAAAGGUCUUUGUAUUGUUACUUGUUCAAGCUUGAAAAAAAAAUAUAGAGAUUUGAUUAGAGAGACAUCCCCCGGUACAGUUUUUUAUUUUGUUAUUCUAUAUGGGAGUAUGGAAUUAAUUGCUGAAAGGUUAGUCGAAAGAAAGGGCCAUUAUAUGAAAGUCGAUAUGUUACAAUCUCAAUUUGAUGACUUAGAGUUACCAAAGGAUGAUGAGCCUAAUUGUCAUAUUCAAUAUCUAGAUAACAAGGACUUCAGAAAAAUCAAUGAGGAAACAUUAGAAGCUGUUGUUUCAAUGUUGCAUAAGGAUUCCAAUUAA